AUGGGACGUCAGAAUAUCGAGAUUCCGUCGACUUCACCGUCUUCCAAAACUCGCCGUGACACGCAAAUAUAUUCUCCCCUGCCGAGACCUCCGUUGCACUCAGACACCCAAGAGCCUCCACUGUCCUUCUCCGAACCCACCCUUCGAUUUCCCAGGCCGCAGGUCAACCAAAGCCUCGCCCACUGGAUUUCUAGCAGUGAUCCGGACAUUAUGCAUUUAACGAGUUCCCCGGUCGAGGAUGCCGGCCUGUCCGAGUCCACGUACGAGCUGAUAGGAGGCACUGAUACCGAGUCUCAGGAUGGCAAUUACACGGACAAUAUAAGCGAGUCUGUCGGCUCGCUCGACUUCCAUCGCCCAGAUGAUGUUGUCAGCCUUGCUGGCACAGAACACACCUGCGAUGAAGAGUCUGUUGCCGAUGCUACCGAAGAGCAUCAUCUCAGUGGUCAAGAGUUGUUGGCCCAUCUCCACGCCCACCAAUCCAUCGCUGAAGAGGAUGCGGACGACGACGACAGCUCUUCCAAAGCUUCGCUGGAGUAUGCAGACCAUAGCCUACGCACGCCUUCAAUUUUCACACCCGAGGCAAGCCGAUACUUCGGUACCCAGGAUGAGCUUGCCAAGAAGAACGUUCUCACCAGGUUGCUUUUAUGGACUCAUGGUGUAUCAAAUCUCACCGCUCAGUUCGUAUCUACUGUUCUGCCAGGGCUUCUGACCCUCAUCGCCGUGGCUUUGCUCGCCCAGACAUUCCUCGGAGGGACUGAGACGGCCUCUCAGUCAGCCGGAUCUAGCAUUGCAUCCGCCAUUAUGCAAACUCCCUUCUUGGCAUCCUCGACACAGAAGCAGGACUUGGAACUCAGCUCCCCCACUUCCGGAGUUGCCCUGAUCCCGCUUCAAGAUCCAUCAGAUGAAGGCCUAUUCCGCUCACGGAAACCAACUGUCUCGUUUACCCCUCACGGCAAGAACGACGUGUUAAUCCACGUUGCGAGAGACAUCAGAGACGCCUGGAUGGCAAAUAACUGUCUUGAUGUCACUGUGUUGAGAAGCACGCAAGAGCUCGAAUUUUCCCUCUCUUCCGUGGACGACGGCAUACUUGUCAAGUUUCCCCGCCGAGAGGCGUAUGGCAUCGUCAAUCUUUCCGUCAGGAGCAAGUGUCGUCCGAAGACGCGAAAAGCUAUCAAGGUGCACUUUGGCAAAGGAAUUAUAGUCGAUGCCUUUGAGAGGACCAAGAGCCUGGCCCAAGAUCUGUCGGAGCUGGUUCCUGUCGCGGCACAUGAAGCGGAGCGUUGUCUAGCUGGAGCUAGACGCGUUCUCGGAUCUGCCUCGGAAUCCUUUGCUCAUGCAUGGCUAGUUGGGACUGAAAGAGCGCAGGACCUGCUUAUCAAUGCGAAUAUUGGUGGCACUGGUCGCCUUCUUUCCGAUUCUGGCUCUCAUCUUUGGCGACAGGCUAUCGACCUCCUCCAUUCAAAGACUGAGAUUCCAGAAAAGUACUUGAAGUGCGUUUAUUCGGUACGUAGCGCUCAAGCGCAGCUUCGACUCGGAUUAUUGGAUGCGCAGGUGUCAGCCCGCAUGUGGUGGCUCAAGAUCCAAGGCAAGGACCAUGAGUAUCAGGUGUACGCUAGCAUGGCGCAAGCAUAUCUACAGCACAAGAAGGCGGCAGCCAAGGAGCUUCUACAAAAGCUCCAGUCGAGGGCCCAGGCAACGGCUUAG
Cordyceps militaris CM01 is the source of this 1704-nucleotide messenger RNA. RefSeq lists its product as uncharacterized. NCBI's taxonomy places the organism in Eukaryota, Fungi, Ascomycota, Sordariomycetes, Hypocreales, Cordycipitaceae. The coding region runs from base 1 to 1704 and encodes 567 amino acids. The record is from RefSeq and is a predicted model, not a curated record. The transcript has a single exon.